This is a messenger RNA of Arabidopsis thaliana (thale cress), 1862 nucleotides long. Its product is annotated as Pectinacetylesterase family protein. The transcript is spliced from 12 exons. Lineage: Eukaryota; Viridiplantae; Streptophyta; Magnoliopsida; Brassicales; Brassicaceae. The coding region runs from base 72 to 1262 and encodes 396 amino acids. Gene Ontology annotation, molecular function: hydrolase activity. The record is from RefSeq and is marked reviewed.
AGAUGUAAAUAAUAACAUAUUUGAAACAGUGAAGUGAUCUCUUCCUUUGAUUCUUCUUCUAAUCUUCUUCAAUGGCGAUUCCAAGGUUUAGCUCUCUGUUACGGUGUAGAAAAUGGGCUAAAAGUGACUGGCUUGUCGCUUCUAUAGGAUGCGUAUUGAUCGUUUUUUUCCUCUCUUUCUUCUUCGAUCCCACUUCAGACUCUGUCCCCUCCGUUGACCGAUCUCGGCCAAUCAUAUCUCCUAGCGAUCUGGUCAAGCUGAAGUUGUCGAGUGUAGCUAAAGAGAGAGGAGCUUUUUGUUUGGAUGGAAGCUUGCCUGGGUACCACUUUCAUGAGGGUUCUGGAUCUGGCUCCCAAAGCUGGCUUGUUCAUUUGGAGGGUGGAGGCUGGUGCAACACAGUUGCGUCAUGUUCUGCUCGAGCAUUGACUAAAUUAGGUUCUUCCAACUACUUUGAACAAGAAGUGGCCUUUCAAGGUGUUUUAAGUAGUGACCCAUCUCAAAAUCCUGAAUUCUUUAACUGGAACAAGGUUGCGAUAAGGUACUGUGAUGGUGCUUCUUUUUCUGGACGCCCUGAAGCUGAAUUCAAGAAUGGCACACGGCUUUUCUUCCGGGGCCAGCUUAUUUGGGAGGCUAUUAUUGAUGAACUUUUGUCAAUGGGCAUGUCAGAUGCCAAACAGGCCAUACUUACAGGAUGUUCUGCCGGUGGCUUGGCAAGUCUUAUACAUUGUGACUACUUUCGAGAUCAUCUUCCAAAAGAUGCAGCUGUCAAAUGUGUUUCUGAUGGAGGCUACUUUCUCAACGUGCCUGAUGUCCUUGGAAACCCAACAAUGAGGUCUUUCUAUCAUGAUGUUGUUAAUUUGCAGGGCGUAGAGAAGAGCUUGGAUCAGAAAUGUGUAGCCAAAACGGAGCCAUCUAAGUGUAUGUUUCCUCAAGAAUUCCUGAAAAACAUAAGAACUCCGGUAUUUCUUGUCAAUCCAGCCUACGAUUUUUGGCAGAUUCAACAUGUCUUGGUACCAACUUCUGCGGAUCCAGAUAAAAGUUGGGCAAAGUGCAGACUCAAUAUUAAGGAAUGUGAUGCCGAACAGAUUAAAGUUCUACACGGUUUUCGCAGUUCUAUGAUGACUGCAAUUGGGGAAUUUCAUCAGAACAAAGAUGGUGGGAUGUUCAUAGAUUCCUGCUAUGCUCAUUGCCAGACAGUCAUGUCCGUGACAUGGCACUCCCUGACCUCACCAAGAAUCGAAAAUAAGGUAAAAGAUAUUUAACAUGUUGCUUGUUCUUACAAAUGACCUCACCUGUUUCGUGUCUGUUUUUUCCGUUGUUCUUGUGGGAACAGACAAUUGCAGAGUCUGUAGGUGACUGGUACUUCAACAGAAAACCGGUGAAGCUAAUCGAUUGUCCAUACCCGUGCAAUCCUUCUUGUUACAACAUGAAUUUCACAUGAACUUGCCUUAUAUCCUCAUUUUACCACUUCCUCUGCUUGUGGACUUUUUCGAUUCUCCAGAAGCUUCUUCAGCAAGGGAGCAGUCACUUCCUCAAAAUUCUCAAUCCGGGACCAGUCUGUAUAAUUUUUGACGUAAUCCGGUGGUAAGACCCAGAUGUCGGUUGUAUGUGUACCUGCUUAUUUCACCUGCAAAUAUCAGAGAAAACACAUUCAAGUUUAGUGUUAGGAUUUUCGAAAACCCCCAGUAAUUAAUGUUUUAUCCCAAAAUGUCACCUUUUCCAGCUCCUCCUUCACUAACUGCUCCUUUUUCGCUGUUACCCGAUUGUCAAGGGCAAGAUACGCUACAUAGAAUUUUAAAUCGACGAAAACUUAAGCAUCAUCAUUCAAGAAUUUAAAUAUAAAGAUCGUAAAAUACAAUCUU